AUGGCAGAGGGAGGGAGCCCUGAUUUCAACUCUGAAACGCUCAAAGAUCAAGCCAAGCGGCUGAUAACUGGCUUACCCAGCUUCGAGUAUCAAUUUGAACAAUACUGUUCGUCUGGAAGACAGCACAUAACCAUCCUGCUGUGUGGAAAAACAGGUGUAGGCAAAUCGCAUUUGACGAACGCGCUCGUUGGAAAACGUCUGGCCAGAGAAGGCGAAGAUCUCAAUGCAGAAACAUAUGAGGUAAAUUAAAGAAGACAGUGCAACUCUUGGUCAAGCAUCUUUACACAUAUCGCACAAGAAGGCGCAUAGCGCCACUAGGUUUUUCCGACCAAUAUCACCUAUUUUCUUCUACCUGAAGUAUUCUCUUCUACCUUUAUACGUCUUUUGUUUCCUAUUCCUCUCUUAAUCUCCAAGAGGUGACAGCAUUGUAUGUCCUGUUUUUUGAUAGGUAACACCUUACAACUUCUCAAUGAACGGCGUGGGUGUAACGAUAGUCGACACUCCUGGGUUGGCAGAUGGCACUGGAAACGAAGAAGUGUAUCUAAAAAAAAUCAAAGAAAAUGUAACCGGUUUUGACGCAUUCAUUUUCUGCACUGAGAUGAGUAAUCGCCGAAUCAGGAACGACGAUAUUAUAACGAUUCAGAAGCUAACUGAAGCCUUCGGUCCACAGCUUUGGGAGCACGCUGUUGUUGCAUUAACAUUUGCUAAUGAGGUUCACCCACCACCCAGCAAUAGUGACGUGACGGAACAGGAGUUUUCGAUGACCGCCUCCGAAAAUUUAAGAAGAAGAUUCAAGAAGUCGUAUUAA
This is a messenger RNA of Pocillopora meandrina, 808 nucleotides long. The record is from the annotation of a GenBank genome assembly. Lineage: Eukaryota; Metazoa; Cnidaria; Anthozoa; Scleractinia; Pocilloporidae.